AUGUGGUCCAAGAAAGUUCUCAGCGGUUGUAUAUCCCAACUGUUAAGACGUCCGGUAUCACGACCAGGGCCACCACCACUGUACGCAUCGAGUAUAACGCAAAUCACAUGGAUACGCUCAAUUUCUGCGCGGGCGACGGAGUACCUCCAAGUCCAAGACCCGGACCUCACAGAAUCACAACGAACAGUGCGCGAAGCGAUCAGUAAAGUCUGCUCAAAAUUCGACGACGCAUACUGGGCUCAGGCGGAGAAAGAGCACCGGUUCCCCGUGGAGUUCCAUCAGGCGGUGGCCAAGGACGGCUGGCUGGGGAUCUGCAUGCCGGCCGAGUACGGGGGCAGCGAGCUGGGGAUCGCCGAGGCGGCGGUCAUGGUGCAGACGAUUGCGGAGUCUGGGGCUGCGUACGCGGGCGCCAGCGCGGUGCACAUGAAUAUCUUCGGGCUGGAGCCGGUGCGGAAAUUCGGGACGGCAGAGCAGAAACGGCGCAUGCUGGUGCCGCUGAUCGCGGGCAAGCACAGGGCGUGUUUCGGGGUCACCGAGCCAAAUACAGGCCUCGAUACACUGAAGCUCCAGUCCCGCGCCGUCAAGGAUCCCGGAGGCCAGCACUAUCUCCUUAGCGGGCAGAAGAUAUGGAUCUCGACGGCGCAGGUGGCGGAGAAAAUCCUGGUCCUGGCACGGACGACGCCGCUCGAAGAGGUCACGAAGCCGAGCCAGGGCCUCAGCCUGUUCUACACCGACCUCGACCGCGAGCAGGUGCAGGUGACGGAGAUCCCGAAGAUGGGGCGUGCCGCCGUCGACUCGAACUCGCUGUUCUUCGACGGCUGGAAGGUCCCCGCGCAAGACCUCAUCGGCGAGGAGAACCACGGCUUCAAGAUGAUCAUGCACGGCAUGAACGCCGAGCGCAUCCUGAUCGCCGCCGAGGCCAUCGGCAUCGGCUUCGCGGCCUUGAGGCGUGCCGCUCUCUACGCCAGCGAGCGCAAGGUGUUCGGCCGCCCGAUCGGCCAGAACCAGGGGAUCCAGCACCCGCUGGCGGACAGCUGGAUGCAGCUCGAGGCCGCGAGGCUGAUGAUCUACCAGGCCGCACGGCUGUAUGAUUCUGGGUAUGAGGCUGGAGAGUACGCCAACGCUGCUAAGUAUCUGGCGGCUGAGGCCGCGUAUAAAGCCUGUGAACGGGCCGUUCUGGCUCAUGGCGGCAUGGGCUAUGCGAAGGAGUAUCAUGUCGAGAGGUAUUUCCGGGAGGUUAUGAUCCCCCGGAUUGCACCCGUCAGUCGAGAGAUGAUUAUGAAUUAUAUCGGUCAGAGAGUCCUAGGGCUGCCGAAAUCAUACUAG
This is a messenger RNA of Exophiala aquamarina CBS 119918, 1326 nucleotides long. RefSeq names its product acyl-CoA dehydrogenase. Lineage: Eukaryota; Fungi; Ascomycota; Eurotiomycetes; Chaetothyriales; Herpotrichiellaceae. Gene Ontology annotation, molecular function: flavin adenine dinucleotide binding; acyl-CoA dehydrogenase activity. The record is from RefSeq and is a predicted model, not a curated record. The transcript has a single exon. Bases 1 to 1326 code for a protein of 441 amino acids.